UCCGUGAAGUUUGAAGAUAGUUUGAGAGUUUUUUUCCAACAUUGAAACUUGCAUUUUCACGAUUUUUAGCCGUCCAUUCUGUUACGCGUCGGAUAUGUGGUGGAUGCUGUUUCCCCGAUGGAUUUGGUUUAUGCUGGGACACUUUUAUGCUUUACUCCUUUUUAUGGACAGCUGCCGCGUGAGAGCAAUGCCAAUGCCCAUGUCUGUGUCAAAGUGGUGUACUCUCACGCAGGUCUGUGCCCGAAUGACCUGAACCCCAACCUGUGGGUGGAUGCGAUGAGCACCUGCAUGCGCGAGUGCGAAUUUGACCAGGACUGUGAGACAUUUGAGAAGUGCUGCCCUAAUGUAUGUGGUAACAAAAGCUGUGUGGCAUCACGCUAUAUAGACGUCAAGGGGAACAAGGGCCCCAUAGGAAUGCCAGAGGGCGCCACCUGCGACAAGUUCAUGUCUCAGCAAGGGUCCGAGUGCGACAUCUGGGAUAGCCAGCCUGUGUGUAAGUGCCGGGACCGCUGCUGUGAGAGAGAACCCCACUUCACAUGCGCCUCUGACGGCAUGACGUACUAUAACAAGUGCUACAUGGAUGCAGAGGCCUGUUCCAAGGGUAUCUCUAUCUCUGAGGUCACCUGCAGAUACCAUCUGACAUGGCCAAACACCAGUCCAAUCCCAGCAGAGACCACCUUACAUCCAACCACUGCCCUCCAGACCACCCUCCCAGCUGACAUCCAGCUCCCCACCAUACACAGCGGCCCCACCCAACAGGCUGUUUUUGUGGGUGAGACAGCCAGCUUCCUGUGUGAGGUCUCUGGGAAGCCACAUCCAAAAAUCACCUGGGAGAAAACACUGAAGGGCAAAGAGAACACCGUGAUGAAACCCAACCAUGUCCGAGGGAACGUGGUGGUCACUAACAUUGGCCAGCUGGUCAUAUACAACGCGAAACUUCAGGAUGCCGGGAUCUAUACAUGUACAGCCAAAAACGUUGGGGGAGUGUGUCUACACUUUCCUUUGGUAGUGAUCAGGAAGGAGGCAAAAGGCAAGAAGGCAGAAGGGAAUAUUACAAACCUGCCAUUUCCAGCUGAAGAGUGUCUUAAGAGACCCGACACAGACGACUGUGGAGAAGAGAGCAUGAGCUGGUACUACGAACCAAAGAGGAACAAUUGCUUCACCUUCACCUACAGUCAGUGCAAUAAAAACCGUAACCAUUUCGACACCUACGACGCGUGCAUGCUGUCAUGUGGAGGAGAGCUUUCAGCCCCCUGCAGCUUACCGAGCCUUCAAGGGCCGUGCAAGGCCUACGAGCCUCGCUGGGCUUACAGCAGUGGGCUCAAAAAGUGCCAGUCCUUUGUGUACGGAGGCUGCGGUGGCAACGAGAACAACUUUGAGUCUAAAGAAGCCUGCGAAGAGAUGUGUCCCUUUCCGAAGAACCACAACUGCAAGAUAUGUAAACCCCGAGCAAAGAUGGUCACCAGCUUCUGCAAGGCUGACUUUGUGAUCCUGGGGCGUGUGACCGAGCUGAUGGAGGAGCAAGAGUCAGGACACGCUUUGGUGACAGUGGUGGAGAUCUUGAAAGAUGAGAAGAUGGGUCUGAGGUUCUUUGGCAAAGAGCCGCUGGAGGUGACUCUACUGAACAUGGACUGGAACUGCCCCUGCCCCAAUAUCACUACAGCCGACGGGCAGCUCCUCAUCAUGGGGGAUGUUCAGAACGGGAUGGCCGUCCUGCAGCCCGACAGCUUUGUAGGCUCUUCCAGCACUCGUAGAAUCAGGAAGCUUCGUGAGGUUAUCCACAAGAAAACCUGUGAUUUUAUUAAAGAUUUCUCUGCUGUCCAGUAG
This is a messenger RNA of Trematomus bernacchii (emerald rockcod), 1827 nucleotides long. RefSeq names its product WAP, Kazal, immunoglobulin, Kunitz and NTR domain-containing protein 2-like. Gene Ontology annotation, molecular function: protein binding; serine-type endopeptidase inhibitor activity. The record is from RefSeq and is a predicted model, not a curated record. Gene Ontology annotation, cellular component: extracellular region. NCBI's taxonomy places the organism in Eukaryota, Metazoa, Chordata, Actinopteri, Perciformes, Nototheniidae.